This is a messenger RNA of Parascedosporium putredinis, 435 nucleotides long. NCBI's taxonomy places the organism in Eukaryota, Fungi, Ascomycota, Sordariomycetes, Microascales, Microascaceae. The record is from the annotation of a GenBank genome assembly.
AUGUCUCCUACCAUCAACGUCGCCAUCGUCGGUGCCACGGGCCAUACCGGAGCCAGCGUGGUCGAUGGCCUGCUCGCUUCCGGGACGAAUUUUUCUAUAACAGCGCUUGCCCGAGAGUCUUCGAUUAACAGUGACGCCAACCAAUCGCUUCGGGAUCGCGGGGUCAAGGUAGUCUCCGCCGACUUAACCGGUUCGCAAGAUGCGCUUGUCGGCAUUUUGACGGGCAUCGAGGUCGUCAUCUCAUGCAUCGUCUUCUCGUCCCUGAAGGAUCAGGUUCCCCUCGCCGAGGCGUCGAAGAAGGCCGGCGUCAAACGCUUCGUGCCUUGCAACUUUGGCACGCCUGCGCCGAGGGGCAUUAUGUGGCUCGAUGACCAGAAAUACGAAAUCAUCGACGCUAUCCAGCGUCUCUACCUCCCUAUACCGUCAUCGACGUAG